Vidua macroura (Pin-tailed whydah) is the source of this 5578-nucleotide messenger RNA. RefSeq names its product ras homolog family member Q (gene RHOQ). Gene Ontology annotation, molecular function: GTP binding; GTPase activity. The record is from RefSeq and is a predicted model, not a curated record. Gene Ontology annotation, biological process: cortical actin cytoskeleton organization; small GTPase-mediated signal transduction. Lineage: Eukaryota; Metazoa; Chordata; Aves; Passeriformes; Viduidae. Bases 51 to 668 code for a protein of 205 amino acids. The transcript is spliced from 5 exons.
GCCCGGCUCGGCGGGGCGCGCCCGCGGGGCCAUGAGGGCGGGCUCCGGCCAUGGCCCAUGGCAGCGCGGCGGUCAUGCUGAAGUGCGUGGUGGUGGGGGACGGCGCCGUGGGCAAGACGUGCCUGCUGAUGAGCUACGCCAACGACGCCUUCCCCGAGGAGUACGUGCCCACCGUCUUCGACCACUACGCAGUCAGCGUUACCGUCGGGGGCAAGCAGUACCUGCUGGGGCUGUACGACACCGCCGGCCAGGAAGACUAUGAUCGUCUGAGACCUUUAUCUUACCCUAUGACCGAUGUCUUCCUUAUCUGCUUCUCAGUGGUAAACCCUGCUUCAUUUCAAAAUGUGAAGGAAGAAUGGGUACCGGAGUUGAAGGAAUAUGCACCUAAUGUUCCCUUUUUACUAGUAGGAACACAGAUUGAUCUCCGUGAUGACCCAAAAACUUUGGCAAGACUGAAUGAUAUGAAAGAGAAGCCCGUAUCUGUGGAGCAAGGACAGAAGUUAGCAAAAGAGAUAGGAGCCUACUGUUAUGUGGAGUGUUCAGCUUUAACACAGAAAGGACUGAAGACUGUUUUUGAUGAAGCUAUUAUAGCCAUUCUAACUCCAAAGAAACACACAGUGAAGAAGAGAAUAGGCUCAAGAUGCAUAAACUGCUGUUUGAUCACGUGAGAAACGUUUGACAAUGGCCAGGCUUACUGUGAAAUUCUACUGAUUUUAAAUACAAUGCAUUAAGUACAUAGUGAAUUUGUUCCAGGUUUGAAAGUUAAACCUACAUUUCUGCCUUCUACAACCAGUGAAAUCCAGAGGAAUAAAAUCAAACUCAACGAACUUGUAAUAAGAAGCCACCAUAUCUGUUACAAAUAUUUUAUUCAGACUGGAAGGUACAAUCUCUCAGGGUUACACAGUCUAGAGGAAGCAAAAACUGCACCAUGCUGAAAUGGCAUCUAUGUGAUUUUACUGAGUGGAGAUGCUUGGCCUGAAAUACUCUUAACUGAAUUUGGACAGUCUUCUGCUUUGACUAUAUAUAUAUAUAUCUUAAAAAACCCCAACUUUUGCACAGUCUGUAUGGAAUCUGCACAAAGAAAUACCUUGUCUCUUUUUGCUCCAGUUAUCUGCUUUUGUAUGUAAGCUGCUUCCGGUUCCAGUGUAUCCACAGAGGUGCAAUAAUCAGACCAGCCAUAUAGCCAAAGGUAGCUCCAAGGGAACAGGAAAUGGGCCAUACCUGAGGGGAGAAUGUAAGGUAAAAGCAGACAAUGAGGAAAAUACCUGUGGUUUUUUGUACUUCAUGAGCACAAAGUCUAGGUACUGAAAGACAGCAGUCUUAUUCUAUUUUAAAGCUUGAUGUGCUUUCCUAAAAACGCCAAAAGUGUAACAAUCAUCUUCAUGAGCACUAAAUGCUGUUGUACAGUUUAUAAUUAAUAUGCAUUAAAAUGUAAGCAGGCUUCUGGCUAUUGCAGACUUUAGUUUGAUAGUCCAAAAACUAUGUGGGAAAAAAACGCCUCAGAAGUAUUUAUACCCCCUGAAGCAUUCAGCUGACCUAACUUCCUACUCUGCUGCACAUAUUUGGAUACCUACAGAUUUCUCAGCAAUUUCUCCUUUCAAUCUCUCAUGGUGUUUUGAAACUUUUAGGUGUGUAUAGAGGAACUAGUAUUCAAAUAAGGCCAGAGACUGAAAUGGAUAGAGGUUUGUUGGCUUUUUUUUUUCCCUGAGAAGUAUGUAAAAGGAUAAAUUUCCCUUUAGCUAGCAGUAGGGAGGGAACACAAAUUUGGAAGCUGACUGAACAUCUUGCACCCAGGUCAUCAAAUUUGUAGUAAACCAGUUAUGUCAAAGAGAGCUUUAAUUAUAUGCUCUAUUUUCUAGUAUAAGAAAAGGAAGCCAACUCAAUAUAUCUGACUCACUUUAACAAACCAUCUUGUAAUAAGCCAGAGUAGUAAUGGCAUUCUUCCCUGCCUUUUUUUUUUUUUUUUUUAGUUGGUAUUGAUUUGCAGGGAGGAGUGGCCAAAUCAAGACUUAACCAGUUUGUCAUCAGACGUAGCUUAUAUACCAGUCCAAAGUACCAAUCCAAACUACAUCAGAUGUAGCUUAUAUUACCAGUCCAAAGUACCAGUCCAAACUACAUACUGCAUUUGAUGAAAGUCUCAACUAAGGUGGUAAUUUAUUUAUUUAUUUUAGAAUAAACAGAAUUCCCAGGCCUCUUUAAAAUUCUUCUUUGCUUUUUUUUUUUUUUUUUUUUGCAAAGACAGUUUUGCAGUUCCUGCUGUACAGUGCAUAUUCCUAAAGCAAUUACGGACUGGACUAUCAUAUUCUUUUGUUUUUUAAAUUAAGGGGGAUAUGCCGCCCCCCCCCCCCCCCCCCCGGAUAGUCUCACUUGAGACUGAGAAAUACACUAGACAAUAGAGGAAAUAUCCCAAUCUCCAGCCUUCUUUUCUACUUCACUUUGACUUGCAAUUCAUGAAUAUCAAAUUAACUUACUCUUAACGGUACUGGUUCCUCCUUUCAUUCAUUUUCCUAGCUCUGAUUCUUCUCUUUACUUCAUUAUAACUUAAAAGAAUAUUCACAACCUUUGAUCAUGGGAAUUUUAACUAUGAAUAAGAGUAAUGUAUUUUGUCCUCUGCUCUUUCAUCUACAAUCUCCUCAGUUGUUUCAUCUUCACAUUCCUUAGCAUUUACAGAUUUAUGUUAUUUGGAGGUCUUAAGGAGUGUAGCAAAGAUGAUUAUUAAACAAGGUGCCUUAGGUACUCUUUAUUGACCUUGUUUCAUUCUUUCACUUUCAUACAUUCUGUCUCUGCUGGUUUUUGUUGCUGAGUAUUUCAGCAGUUGCCUCACAAGCCAAAGAUUUGCUUGUUUUCAUUCAUUUACUGUGUACUGUAGAUCAUCUAGAAAAAGCCUUGAGAGGCUUUGGCAUGGUAAGUACUACAUGUAUUUGAAACUCACAUAAGUUUGUGGCCUUGGCUAAACUUGCACUUCAGGUGGAUCUUUUCAACUUUUAAUGGAAAUGUAAUUAUUUAUAGCAUUUUGCAUAUUACACACAUCUAAAGGACAAAACAAUAAAAAAGUUCCUGAAACCCUUCCACUCACUCAGUAACAUUCAGAUGGACUACAAGUCACAUUUUUUAUCCAUUGAUGAAGUCAAAUACCACUCUAAUAUCCACAAAACUAUGGACAAAGGCUUCUUAACUCGGUGGUGCUUUUACAUCAAAUUUGCUGAGUGAUCAAUGAUCAAUCCUUCAUUAAAUUUUUACCUACAUUAGGUGAAUUUGUAGUUGCCUAUUUGCUUUCCAGACUAUGGUAUAUGAUGGACUCUGAAUUGAUCAUAUUCCCCUAGCUACAGAGCAAGUAUCUCUGAUGACCCAAUGACCCUGUAUAUUGUGCUAUUUUGUGUAUAGUGGGUGAUUAUUGGUAUGAUUAAAAAGAUCUCUGAUGAUUGUUGUAGCCUCUUUCACCUGACUGAACUGCAACUCGGGACGUGUUUUUUCAAUAGCGAUGUAACUUUUAAUAUUAAUUAUGCCUCUGUCUGUCUUCUAAAACCUUCAAUUUUUGCUUUGGUUUUUAAAAGUCAGUGUUACCUUACUUAAGUUUCAGGCUCUCUCUCUUAACAGUUGAAUCUCUGACCUCUGAACACUCACAAAUGGCAGGUGGAAAAGACAGGGAACAAAGGGAAGAAAACAUAAAACAUGCCAUCUCCCCAUCUAUGAAUAAGACAGAAAGAGACACCACCUCAUCCCUUCUAGUGGCACAGAACAGACGGGUGCUGGGCCGGGCACUUAGAACUACUUCGGGCUGUCCAAGCAGCACAGUAAGAAUGAGGGCAGUUUCGCCUUUUGAAAACUCCCUAAACACAGCAGUUAAAAGCCUGGACUUAAGAGUGUUGCUGUCCUUCUGCCAUUUUCUCUAACCCUCAUGACUGGGCAAAACCCCCUAACAACAAACAGAUAACAGUACCAGUUUUGCACAUUUUAUUCUUGACUGAUGGCUUUUAGGCUACAUAUAACCUGAGGCACCCAUCAAUAUAUCUAAAGCAGCAAGUUAUCAAAGACAGAUUAAGAUAUGGUUCUUAAGCACAUCAGCUGCACUAAAAUAACACUACUUUCACAUGCUUUUGACUGUCUACAAAAUGGGUUGUUUCUUUCUGUGGAAGUGGGUUGCUUUAUUUUGUAUUAGCUGCUGGCCUCAUUUUUCUGAGACCCAAUCACUUUCUUCUGGACCAUUUUAAAUUACUUUGACUUAUUCAACUGGCCUGCUUUUGCCCUCUUUUUCAUAUUAUCUCAAACUUGGUUUAAAGUCCUUGACUUGGUAUGAACUGCAUGUAAGUGAGAAAAAUCUAAGCAGCAAAUAUCUGUUUCAAGAGAUUCCAUUCUGCUUGCUUAAAACAUGCGACUUGUAAUACACCCCUCUCAUCCCCUGAGAACUUUUCAGCUCAGUUCCUCCUACACCAUGCUCCCUUCUGCCUUGAGGAGGCUGACAUAUCCUGCCCUAGUACUGAUGUCAUGUCUGGGCUGGGUCAACAGCAGGGGAAUAAGAUGUUAGGCCACAUGGCCUAGCUGCACUUUUGUUGAGGGGAAAAAAGGCCGAUAAGGAGAGAAAAGUGUGGGGAGCGCAGGAGAUAGAACAGAACAUUUUUCAUGAAACUGUCAUGAAAUGCCUUAUCUGUCUCAGCAGCUGGGACACAUCAACUACCAUUCUCACAGCCUAACACAAGAAGAAUCAGUUUACAUAUCAAAUGCAUGAUGAAAAGGACAAUUUUAACAACCUGUAGAUGAUUACUAGGAACCUGAACAGCAGCUUGACAAAAACAAAUUUUAACAAGAACAAAAAAUGCAUUUUAAUGGACAGAGCAUGAGCCAGUGUUUUAUGCAAAAUUAUUCUGAUUUCUGCUAUUCAUUUAAAUUUUCUUUUUGCCUUUUCAUCUGGCAGCAGUGUUAGGACUCCGCAGGAAUUUCUUUAGGCUAGCUAAAUAGGCACUGCAGAACUGCAAAGAUUUUAGUAUAUAUUAGAACUAAUUUUAAGAAUAAUGACUCAAAAUAGGAAUUGCCAACGUUUCAGGACACAAAUGAGCUAGUUUUCCUCAGUGCUCUUUAGAACACCUAAGAUUCUAUGAUGUCAGAAUGCUUAGCAUAUUGCAUGGAAAGCAGAGCAUGUUGCAGGAUCCCAGCAAGGUAUCUAGCUCUGCUGGACUGUGCAUGUAACUAACUAAACCAAAAUUCUGACUGCAUGACAGUUUUGUCAUCUAUUACAAGUGUUGCAUCCCAUGCAAAGGAAUUACAUAGACAUUGAUAAGGACAUAAGGGCCAGAUUCUUAUAGACCAGAGGAGCAACACAAAGUUUUUAAAGAUAUUAUGAAGUAAGCAGCCGCCUGCUGGAACUUUCAUUAUACAAAUGCAAACAGAGUGGGGCAAUCUAGUGUAUUUACUUUUCAGUAAAUUUAAGAGUGUUUUUCUCAUAUUCCUAAAUACAAUUUUUUGUAUGCUUACCGUUUCAAAAGACUUAUUUCUGACUGUCAAUCAGAAGGCUAUGUAAUAAUUUUUGUUUCAUUUUAAAAUUGAAUAAAUGAGCACAAUUAUGUUCCCUCCCUGUUUCUAA